AUGGCUGCGAUGGCAAGUUCGAGUAAACAAAAAUUAAAGUCUGGAGAACAGUUUGAGAAGUUAGAACUUAAUGAAUGGCUAUGGGCACAGUGUCAUACAAUGGGACUUCGUCAGCCCACUCCAAUUCAAGUCAACUGUAUUCCACCAAUUUUAGAAGGGAGGGACUGUAUUGGUUGUGCUAAAACAGGAAGUGGCAAGACAGCAGCAUUUGCUUUACCAGUUCUACAAAAACUUUCAGAGGACCCUUUUGGCAUUUUUGCAUUGGUAUUGACUCCAACAAGAGAGUUGGCCUUCCAGAUAGCAGAGCAGUUUAAUGUCCUUGGUAAACCAAUCAAUGUCAGAGUUACUGUCAUCACAGGAGGACUGGACAUGAUGCAGCAGGGUAUUGAUCUACAGGUAAAACCCCAUAUAGUGAUUUCCACACCUGGACGAUUGGCUGACCACCUACAGAGCUGUGAUACAUUCAGCUUACGCAAAAUCAAGUUUCUGGUAUUAGAUGAGGCAGAUCGUUUGAUUGAAGAUGAUUUUGGAGAGCAGCUAGAGACUAUAUUUAAAGUUCUCCCCAAAAAGAGACAAACACUUCUGUUUAGUGCUACAAUGACAAAACAUCUGAAAGAUUUACAGGAUGUGGCAAUGAACAAACCUUUCUUCUGGCAACAAAAAUCAGAGGUAGCUACUGUUGAGGGUUUGAAGCAGUACUAUGUCUUGAUGCCAGCAGAUAUUAAAGAUGCCUACCUUAUACACAUCCUGGACAAGUAUACAGAGGCUAACAAGAAAAGUUCUAUUAUGAUCUUUACCAACACAUGCAAAUACACCCAGAUUUUAGGAAUGAUCUGUACACAGCUGGGCCUUCCUUGUGUAGUUUUACACUCGAUGAUUAGACAGAAGGAGAGAUUAGCUGCAUUGGCUAAAUUUAAAUCUAACCAGAUCAACAUUCUAAUUGCUACUGAUGUAGCCAGCAGAGGUUUGGACAUUCCCACAGUGGACCUGAUUAUCAAUCACAAUGUUCCUAACAAACCGAAGGAUUAUGUACACCGUGUGGGACGUACAGCCAGGGCAGGUCGUCAUGGAACAGCUAUUACCUUGGUAACCCAGUUUGAUGUCAAGCUAGUUCAUGCCAUUGAGGAGUUUGUCAAUUCCAAAAUGGAUGAGUAUGAUACUAAGGAAAAAGAAGUAAUGAAAAUUUUGGUAGAAGUUGCUACUGCAAAACGAGAGGCAGAGAUUAGAUUGGAUGAAAGAGACUUUGGGGUCCAAAAGGAGAUCAACAAAAGGAAGAGACUGCUGAUGGAAGGAAAGGAUCCAGAUGAAGAGGCCAGAAAGAAACAGAAAUACAUCAAGGCAAAAAAUCUAGAAAGAAAGAAGAAAAGGAAAGAGAAACAUGAACAAAAGACUUGAUCAAAAGGUUUAAAUCCUUUGGAAGAAAAUUGGUGCAAUAUUAGAAUGUUACAAGUUGUGAGCUAACUGUGAUUUCAGAAGCGUAAAAUGAACUACUGUCAACUGUCAAUGUCUCAAAGAUCAUGUCAGAGCUGUCAAAAAAACUUCAUGUACUUGUAACCUUCAUGUAGAUGAACCUUGUAUAUGAGAGUUCAAGGUAUGAAACUUAAGUCAAUAUUUUAUAUUAUUAUAUGAUUGAAUAAUUCCCAUCUCUCUGAUUGGCUGAGAUCCAACAAUGUUAGAAAAAUUCUAUGUUACAUUGACCUGCAUGUGAUCUUCCAGGUCAAUAUAAGGAAUUAUUUCCAGGUCAAUAUAAGGAAUUAUUUAUUCUACAUUGGACCAAAAAUAGAUAAUCAUAUAAUAAAACAAUUAUUGCUGUUUUUUGAGGUCAAUACGAUGAUUUAGACACUUUCGGGCUCGGUGAAUAUUGUACUCCUCAGGUGUUUAAAUCAUCGUAUUGACCUAAAAAAAAAACAGCAAUAAUUGUAUAAGAUCAUGACUGACUUUAUAUAUACAUAUCCAAGAUAUAAGACAUCAAAUGCUUGAGAUAAAAGUUCAACAAUAUUUUUGAAAUAUGAAUGUGUAAUGUUAUGUAUAAGGCUAUGUGUUAGGGCUGACAGUAAUGUAAGCUUUGUGUACAGUGUACAUUUAUUGAUAUUAAUUGUAAGCUGUGUGGAUUGACAGAAGUGUAAUGUUUGCUGUGUGUAUGAACAUGUAAGCUAUGUAUAACUUAGUGUAAUGUUAGGUAAAUUUAUAGUAAUGUAAGCUUUAUGUACGUUGUACAAUUAUUGAUAUUAAUUGUAAGCUGUAUGGAUUGACAGAAGUGUAAUGUUUGCUGUGUGUAUGAACAUGUGUAACAACUUAGUGUAAUGUUAGCAAAAUUUAUAGUAAUGUAAGCUUUAUGUAAAAGUGAGUGUAAGAUAUGUUGUAGGAUACAAGUGUAAUGUGAGCAGGAGUGUAAUGUAAACUUAAAUAUGUAAUAACUGCUAUUUAAGCUACUGUAAAUUUAACUUACAGAAUUUUUGAAGUUGGGGACUGUUUAUGCCAUACAUCAUGGAAAAGAUGUAUUCAUAUGCUGCAUAGAAAUUUCUUUUUCAAUAGUUUUAGACACACAAGUUGUUUAUUUUAAAUUUUCGGAAUAUUUAAUUUGAAAGGGAAUGAUAAUAAUAUAUUCUUUUUUUUUUUUUUUUUUUUUUGAUAUUCAUUGAAUGAGUUUUGCAGUGUAAUCAUUCAGGGUACAUUACAUGUUCAUUUCUCUGAAACAAUCAGAAAUAAAAGUUAUAAAUAACACA
This is a messenger RNA of Saccostrea echinata, 2726 nucleotides long. RefSeq names its product probable ATP-dependent RNA helicase DDX49. Lineage: Eukaryota; Metazoa; Mollusca; Bivalvia; Ostreida; Ostreidae. The transcript is spliced from 12 exons. The record is from RefSeq and is a predicted model, not a curated record. Gene Ontology annotation, molecular function: RNA helicase activity; nucleic acid binding; ATP binding. Bases 1 to 1395 code for a protein of 464 amino acids.